AUGAGAAAAAGUCACCCGCACAAGUUGAAAAAAUUUAUAGACAAGAAAUUAUCAUUGAAAUUAAAUGGUGGCAAACAUGUCCAGGAAAUACUGUGGGAGUUCAAUCCCUUUAUGAAUCUUGUGAUAGAUGAAUGUGUGGAGAUGGCAACUAGUGGGCAACAGAACAAUACCAGAAUGGUGACAAUUCGAAGAAAUACUAUCAUCAUGUUAGAAACCUUGGCCUUGGAAUGGAGUAUAAACAAUAGCUGUGUUCACCAGAAGAAAUCAACUGUUUCCACGUGUCCCCUCUGCAUAGCACCUGUUUUACUACAAUAUAAAAAUCAGAUCAUGUGCAUUUUCAUACUGAACUUCUUUGUUAAAUAA
This is a messenger RNA of Prionailurus viverrinus (fishing cat), 363 nucleotides long. Its product is annotated as small nuclear ribonucleoprotein G-like. Gene Ontology annotation, cellular component: U2-type prespliceosome; U4 snRNP; P granule. Lineage: Eukaryota; Metazoa; Chordata; Mammalia; Carnivora; Felidae. Gene Ontology annotation, molecular function: RNA binding. Gene Ontology annotation, biological process: mRNA splicing, via spliceosome. The record is from RefSeq and is a predicted model, not a curated record. The transcript has a single exon. Bases 1 to 363 code for a protein of 120 amino acids.